Molecule: messenger RNA, 686 nt
Organism: Chlorella variabilis
Lineage: Eukaryota; Viridiplantae; Chlorophyta; Trebouxiophyceae; Chlorellales; Chlorellaceae
Exons: 4
Coding region: 75-407 (110 amino acids)
Source: RefSeq, a predicted model, not a curated record
AUGCCCAUCCCCUCCACCGCCGCCGCCACCGCCUGUGCCAUGCUUGCACUCGUCUUGAGCGCGGAAGAGUCGACAUGGCUUCGUACAGCCAGGAACCCCCUGCAGGCAGAGCGGGCGCAGCAACGGCGGUCAGCCGCCAAGGUGCAGCUGGGUGCUGUGGUGUCGAUCGUGGACUCCAAUGUGGCGCCUCCCAGCCCCAUCCCCAUCGCCCAGCCAGCCGCCGGCGCCGCCAUGGAUGCUGCUGCGUCGACCCCCAUCCAGACUGGCACCACCGACGUUGCUGCCACUGUGGCAAUCGACUAUGCCAUCACUCCAGAGGCGUAAGCGCUGGGCACCCUCACAACAAGCGCGGUCCCAGCCCAGCAGGGCGCCAGAGGUUUGCACAACAAAGAGCGUGGCGGCGCUGACCAAAGCGUGCCGCCCAAGCAGCCAGCCAGCUCCGCAUGUCCCAGCGCAGCUGCCAUCCAGGGUGCCGCAAGGUACCUGCCACUCUUGAUUUUCACCCAGCCCUUUUGAUUCCCCCAAUAAGCAAUGUACGGGCUUCCCGCCAGCUUUCCAUGAGAGUUACUGCACCCUUCCUCGCGAUUACGCUUGCCUCCCCUGACAAUGAAACCCACGUAAGGCUGUUUUCAUUCUGAACGCCUGAAUGCAAUGUACACACAAGUCACUGAAAGGGCAGUCUGAUA